Molecule: messenger RNA, 1239 nt
Organism: Solanum stenotomum
Lineage: Eukaryota; Viridiplantae; Streptophyta; Magnoliopsida; Solanales; Solanaceae
Product: F-box protein At3g07870-like
Exons: 1
Coding region: 1-1239 (412 amino acids)
Molecular function (GO): protein binding
Source: RefSeq, a predicted model, not a curated record
AUGGGGGAUAUUGAAAUUGAUGACAUUGAAUUUGCUCGACAGAUGUUGAGCGUAAAAGAAAACAAGUAUGAAGAAAAUAAAAGCCGAGGAAUGAAACAAGUAGUUAACAAGAGUCAUAAGAUUAGUACUCUUUCAAAUAUUCCAGAUGGUAUCUUAUUUAACAUCCUAGUGAAGAUUCCGCCAAAAGACAUUCAUAAGUAUGUCAUGCGCGUCUGCAAAUCAUGGAAAGAAAUUGUCUCAGAGAGUUUCUUCAUUGAGCAAAAUUUCAUGGAAUCGAAAACAGAAUUAGUGAUACAGUCAGGAUUAGGAUGGCGUAUGAAAACAAAGUUGAUAGAGAUUGGAGAAGAAUUUGAAUGUGAAUCGCGUGAAGUUGGACUAAGUAAAUUACGCAAGAUUCAUUCUAGCUGUGAUGGAUUUCUAUUGAUGAGUGAACCAGGGAACAAUGGGAUGCUACAAAUCAUAAAUCCAGCAACAAAGUUCUGCCUCACUAUCCCGCGAUGCCCUUCACAUUGUAAACAUAAAGCUUGUAGUGCAGCACUUGCCUUUGACUCUUCGACAAAACAGUACAAAGUAGUGCAUGUUGUUACAGAUUCUUAUGGUUUUGAAAUAUUUAAUGUGAACAGUGCUGAUGAUGAACUGCAAUGGGAACGAGUUUCUAGUCCGUGGGAAGAUUUAAAUGAUCGACCAUUUAAUCCAGUUAAGUUUCACUGGAAGAAUCCAGUGUCAAUUAAUGGAAGGAUUCUGCAUUGGUAUGUUGAUUCAGCUGAAUAUUUCAUUACAAUGCAAGUAAAAGAGGAAAAAUUCAGCCGAACUUAUCUUCCAGAACGUGUUAAAGAGAUUAAUAAAACGAACAAUUAUGCAUUGGUAGAGUUGGAUGGAUUUCUUUCUUUUAUCAACUGUGAUUCGGAGAAAACAAUGAAUGUUUGGAUUUUGGAAGAUUUUCGAAGGAAAGUUUGGUUCAAGAAACAUACAAUCGUGGCAGAGUUGACAAAUUAUAUAUGUCCAUACAAAUCAUCAAGACAGGAUGAGCGGAGAAUGCCAAGAUUUUGGAACCUUGUUGCGGUUGCUGGUGCGAGGAAUGGUGAAGUAUUGAUUCUAGAGCAUAAGAAGAACUCUAGUGUAUUUAUAUAUGACACGAAGAGUAAGGUGAUGAAGCCUUUUAGCAGUAACAUGAGGAAAUUAGAAUCUUUUGUACCACACAAAGAUGGCCUCUUUCGUAUCAUGAAGAGGAUCGCGUAG